GUCCUCCAGCCUGUGCGCACUGGCUCCAAGGUGAGCGAUGUCAUCGUCAUGGAGAUAGAGGUCAAGGGGUCAACAGAGCCGUACCACGUCCUGCUGGAGCCGUACGCCGUCGUGAUCCCCGGAGAGAUUUUUAUUUGCACGACCACAUGCAGGCAGUUCAAGAUGUGGAACCACAGCAGAACCGCCAUCUUUUUCCAGUGGGAACGGAUGAACAGCAGCAGCCAUAUAAUAGAAGUACAGCCCUCUGCUGGUACAAUAGAGGAGAACGAGUGCUUUGAUUUCGACCUGAUUUUGAACGGAGGGAAACCAGAGAGGGUUGUUACCAGUCUGGUUUGCCACAUAGAGCACCGCCACGAGCCCGUCACUUUGGCAGUGGAAGUCUCUUUUAAGGGUCCUCUAGUGACCCUGAGUGUUCCCAGUGUGGACUUUGGGCUCCUGAAGCUCGGGGAGCACACUCAGACCUCGCUGAUCCUCACUAACCUCACUCAGCUGGAAGCCGGCUGGAGGCUGCAGGAGAGGCAGCACCAACACCCACAGAUUUUAGUGGAGCCUUGCAGAGGUGUGCUUCCCCCUUUGACCUCUUGCAGUGUGGAUGUGCUAUUUAGUCCCACUUCCUGCCAGCGAUAUGAAACAGAGCUGGAGUUAACGGUGGAGAAUGGAACAGGAUGCCACCUGUCAGUGCGGGCAGAUGUUCAGACGCCUCAGGUGUGUCUGCUCAGCUGUGAGCUGCUCCUCUCUGAACUCUACAUGGGGGUGCAUGCUAGAGCCACCGUCACUCUGUUCAACCAGACGCUGCUGCCCUCUCACUUCAGCUGGAUGGUACGCUGGCUUUCACACAUUUUAUCAUGA
Messenger RNA from Notothenia coriiceps (black rockcod), 849 nucleotides. RefSeq names its product deleted in lung and esophageal cancer protein 1-like. Gene Ontology annotation, molecular function: tubulin binding. Gene Ontology annotation, cellular component: cilium; cytoplasm. The coding region runs from base 49 to 849 and encodes 266 amino acids. NCBI's taxonomy places the organism in Eukaryota, Metazoa, Chordata, Actinopteri, Perciformes, Nototheniidae. The record is from RefSeq and is a predicted model, not a curated record. Gene Ontology annotation, biological process: negative regulation of cell population proliferation. The transcript has 6 exons.